CCCCGCGGGGGGGGCGGGAGGGGGGACCGAGGGAGAAAGGCAAACCCAAAGCAUUCCGAGCUAAGCCGAGAUGCGCCGUCCGUAACCCGCAGGCUAGGGCAGGUUGUUCGUUUGGCCAAACACCUGAGCAAUAAAGCACGACCGAACAAUUGAGAGCGGGAGGGCGGGCAGAGGGGGCAGCGCGAACUUUGCCGGAGUUGGGGUCUGCUGGGGGGGCGGGCGCGAUGCCGCCCUGGCUGCUCGGCAGCCUCUGCUGCGUGCUGGCGGCGCGGGCGGCGCUGGGCGGCGGCCCCGCGGGCGCGGAGGCGGCGGCGGUGGAGGAGGAGGAGAAGCUGAUCCGGGUGCUGGUGCUGUUGCCGCAGGACGACGCCUACCUCUUCUCGCUGGGGCGGGUGCGGCCGGCCAUCGAGUACGCGGUGCGGAGCCUGCGGGAGAGCGGCUCCGGCCUGCCGCCCGGCUACGCCUUCCAGCUCACCUACGAGGACUCGGCGUGCGGCAACCGCGCCCUCUUCAGCCUGGUGGACAUGGUGGCCCUGCAGCGCCAACGGCCCGACCUGCUGCUGGGGCCCGUCUGCGAGUACGCGGCGGCGCCGGUGGCGCGGCUGGCUGCGCACUGGGACGUGCCCAUGCUGUCGGCGGGGGCGCUGGCCGCCGGCUUCGGGGCCAAGGGCGGCGAGUACUCUCACCUCACGCGCGUGGCCCCCGCCUACGCCAAGAUGGGCGAGAUGCUGCUGGCCCUUUUCCGUCACCACCAGUGGAGCCGCGCCACGCUGCUCUACAGCGACAGCAACCCCGAGCGCAGCUGCUACUUCGCCAUGGAAGGCGUCCAUAUGGUCUUCCAGGAUGAGGCCUUCCACAUGGCUGUGCACAGCUUCGACGAGACCAGCCGCCACCUCGACAUCGACGAUGUCGUUCGCGCCCUGCAGGCUGGCGAGAGGGUUGUAAUCAUGUGUGCCAGCGGUGACACAAUCAGGAACAUCAUGUUAGCUGCUCAUCGACAAGGAAUGACCAAUGGGGACUAUGCUUUCUUCAAUAUUGAACUCUUCAACAGCUCAUCAUAUGGAAAUGGCUCUUGGAGGAGAGGAGACAAGCAUGACCUUGAAGCAAAGAAAGCAUACUCAUACCUCCAAACAAUCACUCUGCUGAGGACUGUGAAGCCUGAGUUUGAGAAGUUUUCCCUAGAAGUGAAAAGUUCUGUUCAGAAGCAAGGUCUGCAUGAGGAUGACUAUGUGAACAUGUUUGUGGAAGGAUUCCACGACGCUAUCCUUCUUUAUGCUCUGGCUUUACAGGAAGUCCUGAAGUUUGGUUUCAGUAAGAAAGACGGGGAAAAAAUUGUUCAGCAAACACGUAAUAGAACAUAUGAAGGCAUUGCAGGGCAGGUGUCCAUUGAUGCCAAUGGGGACAGAUACGGGGAUUUCUCAGUGAUUGCAAUGACAGACCCAGAGGCCGGCACACAGGAGGUGAUUGGAGACUACUAUGGAAAGCAGGGGCGUUUUGAAAUUCGAUCAAAUGUGAAAUAUCCUUGGAAUUACGGCAGGCUGAGAGUAGAUGAAAGCCGAGUUUUGGAGCACACAAACAAUACACCAUGUAAAUCAUCAGGUGGUCUAGGAGAAUCAGCAGUUACAGGAAUAGUCGUGGGUGCCUUACUUGGAGCAGGAUUGCUAAUGGCUUUUUACUUUUUCAGAAAGAAAUACAGAAUAACUAUUGAGAGACGAACUCAGCAGGAGGACUGUAACAUGGGGAAACAUCGGCAGUUACGCGAAGACUCCAUUAGAUCUCAUUUUUCUGCUGCAUAAAGAAGAAGAAAAAUAAUCCCAUUCUUCCUGGGGAAAAAAAAAAGAAUUAGGGGAAUGGGCGCAACCAAAGACAUGAGUGUAAAAAAGAAGAGGCUCUUGAGGAACUCACUCUUUUAAGCAGUAAUUUUGUCUUAAUUUUUUUCAGAAGCUCAGGAAUGGUUUACUAAUCACAUGAUGCCGCAUGGCCUUUCAUCUCAUGAACAAAAAUGAUGCAGUUUGGUGUUACAGGAUGUACUUAAUAUGUAAAGACAAUAUUUCUUAAGACAUGUAUUAAGAACGGCAGAUAUGUGUUUAAUUGAUGGGGAUGCUGUAUUGUUUCCCUUUUUUCAGCUCCUUCUGCCACCUUCCUUAGUUGCACCUCGCUCAUGGGUAUCAAAUACAGAUUCACAGACACAAAUGCUAGUUUGCUGUCGAACUGAAAAGAUGAAAAAGAUGAAAAGAUCAAAAGUACUGAUUCUCCCUCUUAUGUACCGGGAGUUUAGAAAAAACUCCAGUGAAGUAUGUGGAGUUUCGCUGGUAUGAAAUAGUGAAAGAGAAGAGGCCUCCAGAGCAGAUGGGCUAAUUCUGCAGUCUUAUAUGUAUUUUUAUUGUGCUCUUUUCUUUCCACUCAAUCACCUUUCGGAGCCCAUGUGGAGCCUUUUCCUGUUCCCAAUGAAGUCAAUGGCAAAAUCCCAUUAACUUCAGUGAGCACAGGAUUGCAUCCAAAAUAUGUAAAUACAAAGGAGUUUGUAUAGCUGAGACAGUUCAAAAGAGGGUCUUUUUUGUGUGUAAAAAUGACAUUAAUGCUACCAUUUUAGUUUUAGGAUAUUUUUUAUCUUGUAUUUUUCUAUUAAGAUAUCUAUUUUUGCUUUGGUAGGCUUAAAACUUAAGGGGGAUAAUGUUUUGAAGACAUAUUUUUUAUGAUAGGAGUAACACGCAAGGAAAGUCAACAACAGUAAAUGCAUUUUAGAAUCAAUAUUUAGGGGAGGAGAAGUGACUUUAUGGAAAAUAACAAACUUUUUAGCCCACUUUCUUCUCCAGGUGUAUGUGUCCUGCGUACAGUUAUUUAAACAAUAUAAAUGCAGUUACCAGAUCGCUUAUGUGAUGAUAACUCUGAUCCUGAAGAUAAUGAACUGUUUGUGUGUUAAACAGUCCCACAUUAGUCAGUGACACUAACUUCACCUUUGUACAAUUAAACACACAAACAACUAUCUUCAGAAUCAGGAUUGUAAAACACUACUCUAGGACUGACUUUAAUCCCACUGCCAUUAGUAUGCCUGGGAACUUUGCCAUUGACUUUACUAGGAGCAAAACUGAAUCUGUGAUGAAUUAGCUACUGACAGGUUAUUUCACGUUAGACAGAUGAGAGGUCUUUCUAGUCAAGAAACGGAAAUGAACAGCACGUAAUAUAAAUGAUGAAGACGACCUGUAAAAAUACUGUCUGUGAGAAAACCCAGCUAUGACUAUGAUUGUAACGCAUGAAAUCUUCUGGCUUAUCUUAUUCUGAUUUCAUAAGCAGAAUUUUUCUAGUCUCAGGAGUCAUAGUCAGACUUUAUACAAUGGUUAUUCUCAAAACUGGCACCAAAGCCUGUGUUCUACAAAACUUUUAUACUAUGAGAAGCCAGAGUGAAAAUUCAAAGAAACCAUUUUGAUGUAGCUAGAAGUGAAUGAAGAGCAAAAGCUGGCUCUGUUUUCUUUCUGCUGUCUUUUGUUGGUGGGGAAAUACUCCAUGGAAUAAUUCAUUGGACUGUUUUUGCUAUUUCUUUCAUUGCACUAUCUCUUAGCAUACGCAGUGGUUAUCACCUGCUUGCUGAUCGUCAGGAGAGCUGCAGGAUAAAUGAUGGCCAUAAAAUGGGUAGAUUUCAGGAUUUUAGGCGUCUUUAGGAUUUACUGUAACAGUUAUUAUUCACGUGGUAGAUUUAUCUCAUCCUGUUUUCCGAUCAAGAUCUGUAUGACUUCUGCAAAGGAACGAUAUCCAAAGUAACACUGAGACUAGUGGACAGCUUUCUGAAGUAGACUCCUCGUCUCAUGGGCAUCAGAGAAGGGUGUCGGCUAGAACAGUAUUCCAACUGUCAUACAGUUGGAGAGAAAAAAGACUUCCUGAUUAGUUUCUGGAAAAAUUUAAAAAUAAUUGAGUUUAUCUUGUCAGUGGGUGUGGUUUUGUUUGUUUGUUUGUUUGCAGUUUUUGGUUGAUUGGUUGAGUUUUAAAAAAGAAACUAAUUUCAGAGAGAACUUUAAUCUACUUUUGUUUUGCAAGUAGGCCUUUCUUUAUUUUUACUUUCUUUUGUCCUUUAGACUACUUUGCCAUAGCAAAAAGGAAGGAAAAUUUUUAAGCAUGUAGAGAAAAAGGGUAUGAUUUGAAGGAUAAACUUUUUUAGACAUGGUAAUUGCUAUGAGUUAUCUUGCCAGUUUGAACUGGCACCAAACUAGCCACUAGUUAGGGAGCAAAGCGGUGUUGAUCUGCCUUUUUCCUGUGCUGUACACAGCCAGGUCUGAGCAGAAGAUCAGAGCGAUGAGAUCUGUCUGAAGCAACACAUUGUUGGGGCAACUUUUUUGUUUUGUGGCAUCUCAUUAUAACUAAGCAUUCUUUAAAAAGUAGAACAAAAGGUCACUCCUCAGUUAAAAUGACAAUUCCUCUUCCCAGAUUUUUGUAGGAUUUUUAAUCACGGCUUCAGGAAGUUUCGUUCUGAGAUGUCUGUUUGUGGGAUGCUGAUGGUGGCCUGGCCACAACUUUACAUCCCAGCACCUCUCAUUUUCUAAAGGCAAACCUUUCUUGCAUGUUAGAGUAUUUUAGAUUAACAGGCAUAAUCUUUCUAAUUUGGUGUACACCUGUGAAUUUUUCCCACAGAACCAUGGAGAUCAUGUAAGGUGUUUCACGUAAGUAAAUUCCUCUAUAGCAUAAACAAACUUGCCCUUCAUAGCUGCCCUCAGCAGGCCUCCUGCUAAUCGUUCACAGGUCUUCCAGGAGCCACAGAUCAAAAACUGCCUUGAGUUUACAUUAUUCAUCAGGGUUUCUUUACUAUCUAAUGUCCUUUUCCUUUUUGGUUCAUAUGCAUUAGCUCAAUGCCACAAUGUUUAGGCUUCAAACUCAGUAAGGAAAUGUUUAAUCAAAGUAAUAAUAAUUGAUUCUCAAAACAGUUUUCAAAACCCACAUUUUUGGCUUCAACAAAUUACCUGUGUUACAAAUAUACAUUACAGAGCAGCACAAGGAGAGCCUUGACUCAGCCUAGCACUUCAGAACACGCAUGAAAUGUGCUCGACUGCAGCUUGUAAGUGCUUUACUCACUUGGGACCAAAGGGUACCGUACUGGCCAUGGCCAAACCAAAGGGAAUCUUGCCUUGUGCUUGAAUUGGAGUGAGGUUGGCAACAGAGUCCAUGUCUUUAUUUUGAAAUCUCACACCUAUGACUAUAAUUGGUGAAAUAGAACUGGUGGCUUCACAUUUUUGGCAGUGGAAAAUUCUGAUAAUUUGGUAUUUCAUUAAAUUACCAAAUAUCAGGCAGCUUAAUAGCUGAUUCACCUCAAAAUUCUUUUCUAGAGAAUAAGAUGGACAAAUCCUCUGAUGUCACUCCCUUACUUGAAGCACGUGUACUUCCACUGCAAGUUGGCUGUUGCAGCAUGCUCUACAACAGAGAAAGAUGAAGCAAAACUUUCAGUAGGACCUGUGAUUUAGUAUGCUGAGACCCACAGCUUUAGUGAGAUGCCUAAUGCUUUGGUGUGGACCUCAGGUAGUUUGGAAAGUUUUGCUUAUGGACGGACAUUUGUGUGCCCAGAGCUGUCUGUGACUGUCAUCAUAACCAGUUAAUUCUCAGUUCCUUCUGUGAUAUGCUUCACUGAGAAUAUUCAACCAAUGCUGAAAAUUGCAAUAGGAAUACUGUGCAUUUUGCAGGAUUGUGGCCAGAAUUCAGCUUAUUAAGGAGUUGCAUUCAUUCAUUUCUGAAAAUAAAUUUUAUUGAUCUAUUUUCAGUUUGUUUUUAAGAAAUGGUUAAUUGCAUUACUGAAAGUAUUUUACAGGGUUUUAAUGGACAAUUAUUAAGGUGUAAUUAAUACUUUGAAAGCAGAGGGAAGGAUGGGAGCUAGACAAAAUAAGAACAUGCUCCAUGACAACAUGUUUUAGUGUGAAGUUGAUCUCUCAUUUUUUGUCUUGGAGAUCCAAUCACUCUCUCCUUAAGCAAAACAAAGAAAACCUUCCAUUGAUUCAAGGGAAGUAAACUCAGGCCCUCACUGAAGUGUCUUCAGGCUUUAAAUUCAGCAUCUUGAAGCAGUUCAGAGUGAAUUUCUCAGCUUUGGAGUAGAACAGGCUGCAUCAGCCUUAGCUGACCUUGGCUCCGGAGCGAUUUUCACCUCAUGAAUGCCGUAAUGCUCCUGGAAAGCUAAGAAUAGACAUCAAAGACAGGAAGCUAAUAGUCCUGGUCGUAAAUUUCUUUGGCAAUUCAGUCCACCUUUUCCGGAGCUCAAGACAGUUCCACAUCCUUCACUACCCUCCUCUGUGCUUCAGAGUAGCCAUGUAGCCAUUCUGUUUUUUUAAAUAAAGCAGUUGAGGUUUUUUGCUCAUUUUCUCCCAUAGUGGAGUGAACACUGUUGAAUUCCCUAUUUUUUAAUGCCCUUUUCUCCAGUUUCAGAAGUACUCUGAAAAGAGACAGCUAUUUUCCAUCACGUACUCAGACAUUCUCCCAGUUCCUUGGGAGGUGGCUUUUCUGUAGUUUCGGCCCAUGCUUGUUGACUUGCUGUUCAACUGCCUGCACACCUUGCGUUGGCCACGUCAGCCAGCUGCUACUGGAGAUUUAGGGCCAGAAUUGUCCAGUGUUGCCUGUCAAGUAAACAAGGCUGAAAAAUUGGAUUAGCUAAAAACUUUGUGGAGUUUAAGUGGAAUUUUGAGGCUGGCAUCCUUUUAAGAACAUCCAAGGCUGGCACUGCAAAUUGAAGUUAGUGAUUCCUUGGCACCUGUUUGCUGCAGGACUGAGCUCACAGGAAGUGCAGUGAUCCAGGUGUGAGCAGAUGAUGUCAGGUGUCAUGAGCCACAAUUUUUACCCUAGUUGUUGUUAAAAAAUGACACCGAGCAUACUGACCUGCCUGUGAGGCAAAUGGAAGCAGAUAUGUUUCCUGUGGUACAUUACUUUUUCUGUGGGUCAGGAACACGUCCUAGUAACUUCUGUCACAGCAGUGAAUGAUGAAGGGAUUCAUUCUGUGGCACAUCUUUUUCAGGAGGCAGCGUUAGCCCUUUUUAGAAAGAAAGGAAAACAGAAGUUACUUUCUGGAAUACAUUUUGAAGACAUGCUGGAAAAAGCUUUGCCUUCAGAUGUGCUGUGCAUACUCCCUUCCUCCCCACCUUUCUUUCUUGCUGCUGAAAGCACAAAAAGAUUUGUGUGUGUGUGAAACCUUUCAAGUGGAAGAAUGGAAGCAUGUGCACUGUGCCCAUCCCUGCUUAGAGACAGAAAUGAAUUCCAGCGGCUUCAGACCUGUAUUUUUUCCAUUCUCAGAUACCUUUUAACAUCCUAACUCUUGAGACUGAUUAAAAAUGAUUGAUGAAAUUAAAACAAGUAGCUGUUUGUGAGAGACCUCAGACCUGGCUGUCUACGGGGUUCAGCAGGCGGUGCAGCAGACUUUGUUCAUGUCUUUUCUCUUCUAGAGGAUGACAGGAAGCCUAAGAACUUUGGCUUACCCCAGUGAAGCCUUAAGUCUGGCAUUAGUGCAUCUCUCCCCUUAUCUCACCAAUAAGAGAAGAAAGGAUAAAGGUUAAUAUUGGAGUUUUUAAGAGGUCAAGGCUGGUUUUGAUCAAGACAAUAACGCUGCCAUGGCUUUGAGGCUUUUUUGGGCUCAUGUUUAGUUAUGUCCAGUGUAUCAUUACAUAGACUGUUUUAUUAUGCUAUUACUUCUUCCAGAAUUUACCUUUCAGGAUGCCUCUUAACCAACAUACAUCGAACUUACAGCAUACGGAACGAGCUUUCAAAAGGAGAGGCUUAGAGUUCACUCAAAAUCUCUCACUAACCACUAACUUAAUAUUCUACAUCAAAGGCAAAAUAUUCUUAAUAAUAUGACACUGUUAAAAUGUAUGUUAAGCUAUAAUACUUCAUAAAAUCUUAUGUGGACUCACUAGGUGUUACAUUUUUGAAAGGUUAAAAUCCAAUCUGUGUGAACUGUUGCUUGGUGUUACUGUCACGCGAAUGUUUCUAGAGGACACUUGAGCACGCAAAGAAAUGUACCAAAAAGGGUGUUUUAAAAUGAUCUUGUUUUAAUGGUUGCUUUUGUAAUGUCAACUGAUAUGCACAAGGAACACACAGUUCUUUCCCCUCAAACUAUGAUCAGGUGUUUUGCUAUUGUUAUGCAAACCUUCAGCAGACAUAACCAGCACGGCUAUGCUGAUUCAUGGUUGUUGAUGGUCUGGACUUCUCUUUCUCUGUGAAAUUCAUAUGCAGUGUGACAGAAGAACAAGCCACACUAAAAAGUCAGUAUCACGGCUCCUAAUUCGUAGCCAGUUAUCCUGGUGCUACAUGAGGCGAUAAACAUGUCCUCUUUUAUUUGGUAUAUCCCUCAUGUAGUUUUGUGGCAGAUGAUGCAAUGAAUUCUGCAGUAAAGGUUGCAAAAGUUGAAAAUAUCUGUUCUGGAUAUAGGGAAAAUACUCGGGAAUUUAUUAUUCCCCUAUGAAGAUACCAUUGACUGUACUGAGAGUGGGAUCAAGCUCUUUUUGCACAGUGCACGGUCUUUAUUGUUCAGUAGCUAAUUUUUCGAGGCUCAGCAGAAGGAUUAUUCACCUUUUAAAUCCUACGUAGCCCCAGUAUCUAACAUUUAAAUGGGAAUUAAGGGAUGUGUAGGACCUGGCCAGGUUGUACCAUGCCCAUACACAGAUACAUGCAAGUAAAAACAUUUUUGCUGUGCAGGUCUGAAAGUUCUGAGAAGACAUAGAUAGAAAGGCAGGAUGAAAGCAAUGGGUAGAAUUUGCUGUGUUUCUUGUGCAUAAGGUGUAAUAAUCACACACAAAAAAAGAGGACUCAGGAUAGACACUGUGGACGUUAACUUUGUCCCCUAUUUGGGGGUGAUACUGUUCAUUAUUAAUGUAAAAAUACUGGACAACAGAGAAACCUAUUAUCAGUCUAGUAGAAAAUGAAUGGAAAGCUGCACAGUAUAUUGUACUGAUGUAAGUAGAACUAUCUGCAUAUAAUGUGAUUUUAUUUAUUGUUGUUUUUGUGUAGAGAAGAGUGAGUAUUCAUGACUGUGGAUAUAACCUUUGUUUAUGUGUUUAAUGUAUUUUAUUUCUUUUAAAACUUGGUCAUUUAAAAUAUCUACAUUCAUUGGUGUCCUUUGACUUUUUAUUAUGUGUGUUUUCUUUUACACAUUUUAAAAAUGAGAGAAUAUCACAUACCUAAAUUGUAGCAAAAUGUUUCCAUUAAAGAAAUAGGAAUAUGAUA
This is a messenger RNA of Numida meleagris (helmeted guineafowl), 9180 nucleotides long. RefSeq names its product natriuretic peptide receptor 3 (gene NPR3). Gene Ontology annotation, molecular function: peptide hormone binding; natriuretic peptide receptor activity. The transcript is spliced from 8 exons. Gene Ontology annotation, biological process: vasodilation; regulation of blood pressure. NCBI's taxonomy places the organism in Eukaryota, Metazoa, Chordata, Aves, Galliformes, Numididae. The record is from RefSeq and is a predicted model, not a curated record. Gene Ontology annotation, cellular component: membrane. Bases 225 to 1796 code for a protein of 523 amino acids.